Messenger RNA from Lethenteron reissneri (Far Eastern brook lamprey), 1850 nucleotides. Its product is annotated as eIF5-mimic protein 1-like. Gene Ontology annotation, cellular component: cytoplasm; membrane. Gene Ontology annotation, molecular function: protein binding. NCBI's taxonomy places the organism in Eukaryota, Metazoa, Chordata, Hyperoartia, Petromyzontiformes, Petromyzontidae. The record is from RefSeq and is a predicted model, not a curated record.
UGGGCAUCACCCCCCCCCCAACGCCUAUUUCUGGUGACGUAGCCUCCCAUGAUGCUCCGCGCGGCUUUGUGUCUCUGAGAGUCGAGGUCCGCACCAAAAGUUUUAUGAAUAAUUCAAAGCAGCAGAAGCCGACGCUUACAGGCCAGCGGUUUAAGACCCGCAAGCGGGAUGAAAAGGAGAAGUUUGAGCCAUCUGUAUUCCGUGAUGCCAUCGUGGUUGGUCUGGAGGAGACCGCUGGUGACCUGGAGGCCGUGUCCCGCUUCCUUGACGUGCAGGGCUCUAAGCUCGACUACCGUCGCUAUGCCGACACCCUGUUUGACGUGAUGGUGGCCGGUGGCAUGCUGGCACCGGGAGGAACUUUGGUGGAUGAUGGCGACAAGACCAAGGUGACCCGGACGACCGUUUGUGUGUUUGGUGCCAAGGAGGACAUGGAGGCCAUGCGCAACUUUGCUCAGGUCUUUGGGAAGCUCGUGAGAAGAUACAAAUACUUGGAGAAGUAUUUGGAGGAAGAGUUUAAGAAGCUGCUGAUGUUCCUGAAAGGCUACUCUGAGUCGGAGCAGAACAAGCUUGCCAUGUUUACAGGCAUCUUGCUGGGCAGCAGCAUGCUGCCUGCCACCGUACUCUCCAGCCUCUUCAAUGACACCAUCGUCAAGGAAGGCCUCUCGGCCGCAUUUGCUGUGAAGCUCUUCAAGGCAUGGCUGUCGGAGAAGGACAUCAGCUUCGUGACAUUUGCACUCAAGAAAGCCAGUAUGGACAAGAGGCUGCUGGAGCUCUUCCCGCCAAACAAGCAGAGCGUGGAGCACUUUUCGUCGUAUUUCACUGCCAACGACCUCAAGGUGGUGGCCGGCUUUCUGCGAGCGCAGCAGUCGCUGGGCACGCGCAAGGAGCUGCAGAAGGAGCUGCAGGAAAAACUGGAGCUCGGGGAGCCUGUUAAGGAGAUUGCCUUGUACGUCAAGGAGGAGAUGCGCAAAAAUGAUAUCCCGGAGCAAACGGCCAUCAGCCUGGUGUGGACGUGCGUGAUGAACUCUGUGGAGUGGAACAAGAAGGAGGAGCUGGUGGCUGAGCAGGCUGUGAAACACCUGAAGCAAUUCACACCGCUGUUUGCAGCCUUCACCAGCCAGGGCCAGUCCGAGAUCACUCUGCUCCUGAAGGUGCAAGAGUACUGCUACGACAACAUCCACUUCAUGAAGACUUUCCAGAAGAUCGUCAUCCUUUUUUACAAAUCGGACGUGCUGAGUGAGGAUGCUGUGCUCAAGUGGUAUCGGGAUGCACAUCUGGCCAAGGGGAAGAGUGUCUUCCUGGACCAGAUGAAGAAGUUCGUGGAGUGGCUGCAGCAUGCCGAGGAAGAAUCUGACUCUGGGGAGGAGGAGGACUGAUGUCAAAAGGCUAUGGCUUGCCAGCCUAACUGCUCAUGCCGUAUGGAUGUUUUGUGCGCAUGUUUGUCUUAAUGUUUGCGUGUCCUCUGCGCCUGUGUCUGCGUGUACGAACGUGCGCCGCCCCACUGGUGACCGGUUUUCAUUGCUGUGCACUCGCAUCAGGUUGUAGCGGGGUGCAAAAUGAAAGCGAAGUGGGUGUGGGGUGAGGGCACGACAAAACAGAGUGGUGACACUCGCAACCCCCCCCAACCCUCCCCAUGAGCCGCAAAGCGCAGCGUGUCGCUAGCUCGCGCUUGCAGUCACCUCUCGGCCCCGCACACACGACACAGCUUCCCACCUACGUCUCGAGCUAACAUCUAUCCACAGCUGAGCACGGGAAACGAGUUGCACACCUGUUCAAAAUGUACUGUAGUGCCGUUUAUAUGUUUAACAAAAUGAGGCAGGUGUUUUUAAAGUUUGCAAAUAAAGAUGCCU